AUGACAUUGCUGUUCCAGAUGAAGUGGAUUUUAUUGAUCGCUGCUGUCGGUGUGGUGAUGGCGAUGCGCGAUCAGUCUAUAGCUGUUCGUGGCAAGCUGAUAUGUGGAUCAAAGCCGGCCUCCAACGUACGAGUGAAGCUCUGGGAAGAGGAUAGCGGUCCUGACCCAGACGAUCUCCUCGAUCAAGGAUACACAGAUGCAAAUGGUGAAUUUAUGCUCCAGGGCGGCACCGCCGAACUGACACCUAUCGACCCGGUCUUCAAGGUGUACCACGACUGCGACGACAGCAUCAAGCCUGGCUCAAGAAAGGUGAAGUUUGCUCUUCCAAAGUCCUACAUCACCCACGGAAAGACGCCAAAGAAAACAUUUGAUAUUGGAGUUUUGAAUCUUGAAACGAUUUUCGCCAAAGAAGAACGGGAGAUGAUUGUGUCCAGAAGAAGACGAGGGGGCAUCAAUGCCGAUUACAUGGAUCCCGACAAAAGCAAAAGUAGCGAAGAAGAGACGAUGUUCUAA
Messenger RNA from Ostertagia ostertagi, 513 nucleotides. The record is from the annotation of a GenBank genome assembly. Lineage: Eukaryota; Metazoa; Nematoda; Chromadorea; Rhabditida; Trichostrongylidae.